Leptopilina heterotoma is the source of this 1943-nucleotide messenger RNA. Its product is annotated as CYFIP-related Rac1 interactor B. The record is from RefSeq and is a predicted model, not a curated record. Gene Ontology annotation, biological process: regulation of actin filament polymerization. Lineage: Eukaryota; Metazoa; Arthropoda; Insecta; Hymenoptera; Figitidae. Gene Ontology annotation, molecular function: small GTPase binding. Bases 605 to 1594 code for a protein of 329 amino acids. The transcript has 7 exons.
ACGAAAAUUCAAGAAAAUAUUUAAAAUAUUUUUUCAAUAAAAUUGAAUUUUCCAUAUUUGAAGUAUAUCAAUAAAUUAAAAGCAAAAUACCGAGUAAACGUUAAAGUUCAACAAUGUACAAUCAGUAAAUAUUGUCGGGUAGAAGCAUACAUUAUUGAUAACGUUAUCACACGUGGAGAAUAGAAGUGAAUCUUGCAAAUAUUAUUCAAAUAUAAAUGAAAAAAUUUUCUUAGAAAAAAAAGAAAAAGAAUUUUAAUAAUUAAGUUUGUAAAUCUUUUUUUUUUCUGUGAUUCAUAAUAUAGAGGAGAGCUUUUCUGGGUAAUUAGAAAGUUUUCACGACACAUUGGAUAUGUUUUGCUAAAUUGGACCGGAAGUUUGAAUAUAAAUGGUGUGGAGAGGACAAUAGUGCAAAAGAUCUUUUGAAUUCUACAGUGUGCAAUUAACCUUGUUUUGCCUCAUCCUUGAAGUCAAUUUGAUGUUGAGUCAUGUCACGGGCCGUUCAGUUUCUUGAAAAGAUGUUUUCUGUCAUGUGAUUUGAUUUCAUUUGCUGAGGAAUUUUCAUAUUUAACAAAAGAGGAAGUAGAAGAAGAAAGAGAGAAAAAAAAUGGGCAAACUUCUCAGUCUUUUGGCUCGGGACGAAUCGACUUGCUGCACUCCGCAAAAAUACGAUGUCUUCUUGGAUUUUGAAAAUGCUCAACCUUCGGAAAAUGAGAGAGAAAUCUUUGAAACGGUUCAAAGAGUCUUAAAAAAUUCCGAAUCAAUUUUGGAAGACAUUCAAUGCUAUAAAGGAGCUGGAAAGGAAAUAAGAGAAGCCAUUUCGGCACCAACUGAAGAAUGUCAACGAAAGGCUUAUCUAACAGUGGCACCAUUGGUGGCGAAACUCAAAAGAUUCUACGAAUUUUCUCUCGAGCUCGAGGGUGUCGUUCCAAAAAUUCUUGGUCAGCUAUGUUCGGGAAAUAUGUCGCCAACUCAGCAUUUGGAAACCCAACAAGCACUUGUGAAGCAGCUUGCUGAAAUUUUAGAAUUUGUCUUAAAAUUCGACGAACACAAAAUGAAAACGCCAGCGAUACAAAAUGACUUUAGUUAUUAUCGAAGAACAUUGACGAGGGCUUCACUGACGCAUCAGGGGAGCACUGAAAAGGAUCUCGUUGUCGGCAAUGAAUUAGCAAAUCGAAUGUCAUUGUUCUAUGCACACGCAACGCCAAUGCUUCGAGUUCUCAGUCAUGCCACCAUUACAUUUUUAAUGUUGAACAACGACAUACCGAGGGAAAAUAUUACUGAAACGUUGGGUACAAUGGCCAAAGUGUGUCUUAGAAUGCUAGAAAAUCCAAACUUAUUGGCUCAAUUUCAACGAGAGGAGACGCAACUCUUUGUUUUAAGGGUGAUGGUUGGACUUGUCAUUUUAUAUGAUCAUGUUCAUCCCCAAGGAGCUUUUGUUAAGGGAUCAAAUGUUGACGUGAAAGGCUGUGUAAAAUUAUUGAAGGACCAACCGCCUUGUAAAAGUGAGGGUCUUCUAAAUGCACUGCGUUACACAACGAAACACCUGAACGAGGUAAAUACCCCAAAAAAUAUAAAGAACUUACUAGCGGCAUGAUUACCAAAACAAAGUGGCUGCUGCAUUAGAAGUUAAAAGCAAAGUGUGUCAGUUAUAAGCAAAAAAAAAAAAAAAAAAAUACUGUACACCAUAGAGGUAUGUUCCAUUUUUUUAAAUUUUUUAUUUAAUUACUAUACACAAUCAGUUGCAAAAUAUUCUGACGAAAGAGCAACGCAUAAUCCAUGACUAUCAUUGUGCAAGGAAUUGGAAAUUUUCCAAAAGACUAUCAAUUGAUACCACAAAAAAUUAUUUACUUUGUCGUGAAUAAUUUUUAAUUGAAAAUUAUUUACUGUGAAUAAUUUUAAUUAUUCCAUUGUCGCUACUAUUACUGCAAUAUUCAUAUUCUUCC